Periophthalmus magnuspinnatus is the source of this 1844-nucleotide messenger RNA. It is a transcript of the gene slc2a10, whose product is annotated as solute carrier family 2 member 10. Bases 251 to 1768 code for a protein of 505 amino acids. The transcript has 6 exons. Lineage: Eukaryota; Metazoa; Chordata; Actinopteri; Gobiiformes; Gobiidae. The record is from RefSeq and is a predicted model, not a curated record. Gene Ontology annotation, biological process: transmembrane transport. Gene Ontology annotation, molecular function: transmembrane transporter activity. Gene Ontology annotation, cellular component: membrane.
CGCCACGUAGCUCGGUCCUUCGUCUGGAGUUUCAGAGAGUCGCACCAUGUUGGAAGUGGCAUCAACAGCAGCACAUGCGAUUACACUUACAUGUUUUUGUACAUAUGUGCACGAGGCCAGACGGAGGAGCUUUGUGAGAAACGGGCUCCUCAUGUGAUAACGGACCAGACCGAGUCGGAGACCGGCGACUGCUCCAGACGAGCUGAAGUUUCUGUAGAUCCUGUCCUCAGCCUCAUGACAAGAAACAAUUAUGGAUUACUGUAGUCUCCUACUGCCCUGCCUGGUGUCCAUCGGAGGUGGGCUGGUGUUCGGGUAUGAGCUGGCUAUCAUCUCUGGUGCCCUGCUGCAGCUCCGGGUGGACUUUGCAUUGUCCUGUGUGCAGCAAGAGGUUCUGGUCAGCGCCUUACUGGUCGGAGCCCUGUUGGCUUCUGUCUUGGGGGGCUCUCUGAUCGACUGGCAGGGUCGUCGAAGAUCCAUUGUCUUCAGCUCUGGUCUGACACUGGCUGGGACCGUCAUGCUCCUCAUCAGUGCAUACCCUGCCCUGGUACUGGGACGGGCCACUGUAGGCUUUGCCAUGUGUAUCUCCUCGAUGUCCUGCUGCAUUUUUGUGUCUGAGCUGGUGCGACCAGAGCACAGGGGUGUUCUGGUGAGCUUGUAUGAAGUGGGGAUCACCGUGGGGAUUUUAGCGGCUUAUGCUGUUAACUACAUCAUGGCUGACACCCGGUAUGGUUGGAAAUGGAUGUUUGGUCUGGCUGCAGUGCCCACCAUGGUUCAGCUUGUCUCCAUAUGGUGUCUUCCUUCAAACGUGCAAUCUAACUGUGCUCAGAUAAAGAACCAAGAGCCUACCAGGGGGUACAACUACCUGUCUCUUUUCCACACAAAGGACAACAUGAGAACAAGGACUAUGAUUGGUUUGGCUCUAGUGCUGUUCCAACAGUUCACAGGACAGCCCAAUGUGUUGCUCUAUGCCUCCACCAUAUUCUAUACAUUGGGGUUCCACAGCCACACAGCAGCGGUCCUAGCCUCGGUGGGCUUGGGCCUGGUCAAAGUUUUAUCCACACUGUUGUCUGUGACACUGUCAGACAGAGUCGGCCGUCGACCUCUGCUCAUAGGGGGAUGCUCUGUUAUGGCUGUUAGUUUGUUUAUCAUUGGACUUCUUUGUACACAUUCUCAUGUUCAAGAGAUAUCCUGUGUUUCAAAAGGUGUAAUUUCAAAUACAAACAUUACAAAAACACAUGAAACACAUAUAACUGUUAAGAACUUUAAUGAAACUACGAUAAAUAGUGGAAUCUUACCAGAAGUAAAGCCCUCUGUUUCGUCACCUCUGAAUUCUACAACUGCAAACUGGGUUGUUCUCCUGAGUCUAAUGGCGGCUGUCAGUGCAUACUCCAUUGGAUUUGGACCUAUGACAUGGCUGCUCCUGAGUGAGAUAUUUCCCACAGAGGUUCGAGGCCGGGCGUUUGCCUUUACCAGCUGCUUUAACUGGUCUGCCCAUGUCCUGGUUACAUUCACUUUUUUACAUCUUAUUGAUGCCAUCGGGCUCCCAAGUCUCUUUCUGUUGUAUGGGACAAUAGCAGUGGUUGCUGCAGCCAUUUUUUGCAAAAUACUUCCUGAGACUAAAUGUAAAUCAUUGGAGGACAUUGACAUGGAGCUGCGUCUUAACCGGUUUUACCAGAAUGAAAACUGCUGUGGCUCCUUGACCAGGAGAAAUGGUGAACCACAGUAUCACAAGGUGGACUGUCAAGACAUGGACAUGGACAAAGGAUAAAGGAUGAUGCUUAACAAAUACAACACCUGAUAAAUAAAACAUUUAUUUACAAAUAUUUUUAAACACUUGUUCUUCA